UAUGUUAGAGAAAUAAAAAAAUAGAAAAACAAACAAAAAUCUCAAGGCUACUGCGAAUGAGGAGGGAGUGAAGUGAAGUGAAGCUGUCUGUAUCCUAAUUAGCGACUAUCUGUUUGCGAGUCUCCCCCAGUUCAUGGUUCUUCUCAAUAAUCAUGACCUCCAAAAUUUCAGUUUCCACAUUACCAUUUCCCCCAUCUUCCCCAACAUCUACUUGCUCAAGACUUUCACCCUCCACUUCCACUUCCUCUUCCAUCUUAUACCCCAUAACCCCCAAAUUUCAUCUCUCCUUGUGUAAUUUCCCACUGGGUCUCCGCCUUUUCUCUCCAUGGACUGGUUUAAAGCACUUGGGUAUUUCUACCAGAGGAAGGUUUCCCGGUGGUAUUUUUGCAGAGAGAAGGAAGAGAAUUCCUAAGGGGAAAGCAGUUUUUGCAUCUUUGUUUGGGGUUGGAGCUCCCGAGGCACUGGUUAUUGGGGUUGUGGCUUUGUUAGUUUUUGGUCCCAAGGGCCUUGCUGAGGUUGCUCGGACUCUGGGGAAAACCUUACGUGCAUUUCAACCCACUAUUAGAGAACUCCAGGAUGUUUCUAGAGAAUUCAAGACCACGCUCGAGCGAGAAAUUGGUCUCGAUGAAAUUGAGAGUUCAGUUAACAGCUCAUACAAUGCCAGCAAAUCUACCUACUCAAACCCACCUUCUGUUUCUAAAGCAGAAGAAUUUGUUUCAAACUCACCUUUUCUUCCUAAAGCAGAAGAGCUUUCAGUGGCUGAACCAAAUGAUUCUUCAUCAGCAAGCAAAGCUUAUAGCUCUGAAGAAUACCUAAAAGUUACAGAAGAGCAGCUAAAAGCUCAAGAUGAGCUUCAAACCAAUUUUGUAGCCCAAAACCAGAGUGGAUCUCAAGUACAGCGUGAAGGAACUGUUGAAGAACCUGCCACGGGUGCUCCUGAACUCCAAAAUCUUGACAUAGGUAAGGUUGAGGAGUCAACUGCCUCAGCACCCGGACCUCCUGGAACUGAGACGUAGAGUUAUUGGAAUCGGAAUCCAUUGUGGAUGGAUGAGUAUUUGUUGUUUCAUCAAUGGAUUGGAUAUGAUACAACAUGUUUGUUUAGGUGGGCAAUUAGAAAAUGUGUUAGUGUUUGGGAGAGGUGAUUUUAUCAGUGUCUUGGAACGUAAUUAGUUUCUAGGCAUUGGAUAAGAUGGUUUUUGUUGGAUUACUAUUAAGUAGAAUUCCUUCCUCAUUUCAUAUUAAUAUCUUCCACGGAUUUUAGUUUUAAAAAAAAAAUAUAUAAUUCUUAGUC
Molecule: messenger RNA, 1291 nt
Organism: Cucumis sativus (cucumber)
Lineage: Eukaryota; Viridiplantae; Streptophyta; Magnoliopsida; Cucurbitales; Cucurbitaceae
Product: sec-independent protein translocase protein TATB, chloroplastic
Exons: 6
Coding region: 153-1016 (287 amino acids)
Biological process (GO): protein transport
Source: RefSeq, a predicted model, not a curated record